AUGGUGUCAAGUGUGUUUGACUUUUUUUUUUACAGCCGCCCCCAUCCCGUUCUCCAUACCCUUCCUAAGGUCGUUCAGGCGAAGAAAAAAGGAUCGACGACUAACGAUCUAUGUCGCCUGUGGAGGAAGAUCGGAGCAUCGAGUUCUGAUGGCGACGCGGGGUCGGAUGGAGGUGCUUGGCUCUGGAGGUGGUCGUCUGGUCCUGGGAUCGACCGGAGACGUUCUACUUCUUCAUUUUCACUUUUCCUUUUCGCAUGUGGAACGAAUUUAAGCACCGAUCCUUUUCCUCCUCAUUCUCUUCUUGCUGAGUCGCCGACACUGAAAACGAUGAGGGCGAGAGGGUUGUUCAUCGAUGGAUUCCGGUGGUAUGGUAACCGCUAUGGUGAAGGGUAA
Molecule: messenger RNA, 393 nt
Organism: Lactuca virosa
Lineage: Eukaryota; Viridiplantae; Streptophyta; Magnoliopsida; Asterales; Asteraceae
Source: the annotation of a GenBank genome assembly